Messenger RNA from Lepus europaeus (European hare), 6780 nucleotides. It is a transcript of the gene DENND3, whose product is annotated as DENN domain containing 3. Gene Ontology annotation, cellular component: cytoplasmic vesicle. Lineage: Eukaryota; Metazoa; Chordata; Mammalia; Lagomorpha; Leporidae. The coding region runs from base 1 to 3867 and encodes 1288 amino acids. Gene Ontology annotation, biological process: regulation of Rab protein signal transduction. The transcript is spliced from 23 exons. Gene Ontology annotation, molecular function: protein binding. The record is from RefSeq and is a predicted model, not a curated record.
AUGGCGGAGGCCGCGCCGCAGCACCUGUCGCUGCCCUCGGGGCUGCUGGAGCUGUGCGCGCUCCUGGGCGCCCCCCGGGACGGCCUCCGCGGCCUGGAGCAGGCCGCCCAGAGGAAGGGAGUCCCGAAGCCUUCGUCUCUCAGCCCGGAGGUUCUGUCCGUUUUUGUGCCUCCCUUUGUCAGCAAGGAGGACAGCCUGGCGGCGGCGGCCGCUGCCGGCUCCACCACCCCCGGGAAAGGCAGGAGGCGCUCCUUCAGGAGGAGGCGCGAGAAGCCCAGGGCGGAGCAGUGCAAGGACCCCCCGGGGGACCCCAGCGGGCCGGACCCCGAGGACGUCAGCAUCCCGGGCGGCGUGGACCUGCUGGCGCUGCCCCAGCUCUGCUUCCCAGGGGGCCUGUGCGUGGCCUCGGAACCGAAGGAGGACGCCGUGCACUUCCUGGUGCUGACCGACGUGUGCGGGAACAGGAGCUACGGCGUGGUCGCCCAGUACUACCGGCCGCUGCACGACGAGUGCUACUUCUACAACGGCAAGGCGCACUGGGAGUCUGGGCCGGCCGCGGGCGCCGGCGGCUGCUACGUGCCCUUCGCCGUGUGCGUGGUGUCCAGGUUUCCCUACUACAACGCCCUCAAGGACUGCCUGUCCUGCCUGCUGACGCACCUGAAGCUGUGCAGGGACUUCGAAGCCGACAACCACAUCAAGGAUUUCGCCGCGAGGCUGUCCUUAGUCCCCAGCCCCCCUCCGGGGCCACUGCACUUGGUGUUCAACAUGAAGCCGCUGCAGGUCGUGUUCCCCGCGCGCGCCGACCCGGAGAGCCCGGUCAUCGACCUGGACCUCCACCUGCCCCUGCUGUGCUUCCGGCCGGAGAAGGUGCUGCAGAUCCUGGCCUGCAUCCUGACGGAGCAGCGGCUCGUGUUCUUCUCGGCCGACUGGGCGCUGCUGACGCUGGUGGCCGAGUGCUUCGUGGCCUACCUGCACCCGCUGCAGUGGCAGCACCCCUUCGUGCCCAUCCUGUCGGGCCAGAUGCUCGACUUCCUCAUGGCGCCCACCUCCUUCCUCAUGGGCUGCCACCUGGACCACCUCCAGGAAGUCAGCAAGGAGGCCGACGGCUUAAUCCUGAUCAACAUUGACCAAGGGAGCGUGACGCACUCCAGGUCCUCGGACCAGGCCGCGGCUGUCCCCGAAGUCCCUCUCCUGGCGGCCCAGGCCUUCAUUCAGAGGGUGCAGAGCCUCGAGCUGCACCGUGAGCUGCACCUCGCGCACCUGGCCUCCCCCACGGACCUGAACGAGAGCCGCGCCUGCAGACGGGGCUGGCAGCAGGCGCUCAACUGCCGGAUCCAGCACAUCAGCCUGCAGCUGCUCGUGGGCAUCUUCAGGGAAGUGAAGAAUCAUUUAAACUACGAGCACAGAGUGUUUAACAGCGAGGAGUUCCUCAAGACCCGCGCUCCCGGCGACCAGCAGUUCUACAAGCAGGUCCUGGACACCUACAUGUUCCACUCCUUCCUGAAAGCCCGGCUCAGCAGGAGGAUGGAUGCCUUCGCACAGCUGGACCUGAGCAUCCAGUCGGAGGAGGACAGGAUGAACGGGAUGCUCGUGAGCCCAAGGAGGCCGACGGUGGAGAAGAUGGCCUCGCGCAAGCCCUCGCCCCUGCAGCUCACUCACCGGCGCAUGGUGGUCAGCAUGCCCAACCUGCAGGACCUCACGCUGCCCGAGCUGCCGCCCAGGAACGCCUCGCUGCGGCUCCCGGACUCUGCCUCGGGCUGUGGGAACAGUGUCGACUUCGAAGCUCUGAUCGUGGCCCCUAAGCCGACCUACACGUUCAAGGUCCCGGAGAUCCACUUCCCGCUGGUGGCCCAGUGCGUGCAGGCCUAUUACUCGGACUUCGUGGCGCUGCUGAGCAAGGCCAUGGGCUUCCUGGCGCCCGAGAACUCGCUGCUGCUGGCCAGCUACUUCUACCUGCGCGGCCUCGUGCACCUGCGGCGGGGCCAGCUGCUGGACGCGCUGCUGGACUUCCAGAGCCUCUACAAGACGGACGUCCGCAUCUUCCCAGCCGCGCUCGUCAAGGGCGUCGUGGAGGCGCUGUCGGCGGCGCAGCGCGCCCAGGCCGAGCGCACGCCCGAGCUCCGGCGGCUGCUGGGCGAGGUGCUGGACCAGCCGGGCGACGCCCCCAAGGCCGACGACCCCGUGAAGAACUUCGAGCUGCCCCGGAAGCACCUGCAGCUGGACGAGUUCGUCCGCCGGGUGCAGGAGUCCGGCAUCGUGAAGGACGUCGGCGUCAUACAGCGGCUCUUCGAGGCGCUGGCCGGGGGCCAAGAGAAACAGAUCGAGCCCGACACGUUCAGGGACUUCUACAACUGCUGGAAGGAGACAGAGGCGGAGGCGCAGGAGGUCAUCCUGCCUGCGGCCGUGGUGCGGCACCUGGACCGGAGUGAGUGCGUCUACAAGCUGUCGAGCGCCGUCAAGACCAACCGCGGCGUCGGCAAGAUCGCCAUGACCCAGAAGCGCCUGUUCCUCCUGCCGGAGGGCAGGCCCGGCUACGUGGAGAUCUCCACCUUCCGGGACAUAGAGGAGGUCCGAAGCACCACGGUGGCGUUUCUGCUUCUUCGAAUCCCCACCCUGAAGAUCAAGACGCUGUCCAGGAAGGAGGUGUUCGAAGCGAACCUCAAGUCCGAGUGCGGCCUCUGGCUCCUGCUGGUCAAAGAGAUGUGGGCGGGGAAGCAGCUGGCCGAUGACCACAAGGACCCGCAGUACAUCCAGCAGGCGCUGACCAACGUGCUGCUGAUGGACGCCGUGGUGGGCACGCUGCAGUCACCCAAGGCCCUCGACGCCGCCUCCAAGCUGUCCUACUUCGACAAGAUGAAGAACGAGAUGCCCAUGGCGGUCCCGAAGACCACGUUGGAGACGCUGAAGCACAAGAUAAACCCGUCGGCGGGGGAGACCUUGCCACGCGCCGUGGACGUGCUGCUGUAUACUCCAGGGCAUCUUGACCCCGCGGAGAAGGUGGAAGACGCCCACCCCAAGCUGUGGUGCGCCCUAGACGAAGGAAAGGUGAUCGUGUUCGACGCCUCCUCCUGGACCAUCCACCAGCAUUGUUUCAAAGUGGGCUCCUGCACGCUGAACUGCAUGGUGAUGGCAGAGCAGAACCAGGUGUGGCUCGGCUCGGCUGACGCGGUCAUCUACAUCAUCAACGUGCACAGCAUGUCUUGCAACAAGCAGCUCACGGACCACCGCGCCAGCGUCACCGCUCUGGCCGUUCAGGAGGGCACGGCGGCGCCCAGCGAGGUCUACUCCUGCAGCGUGGACGGGACGGUCCUGGCGUGGAACGUGAGCACGCUGCGGGUGACCAGCCGCUUCCAGCUGCCGUGCGGAGGCCUCACGGCCAUGCAGCUGCACGGCGGCCGCCUGUGGUGCUGCACAGGCAGCAGCAUCGUGGCGGUGACGACCAACGGCUUUGUGCAGCAGGAGCUGAGGCUCGAUGAGAUCUUUACAGAGAUAAGCACCUCCUUCCUGGGCUUCCAGCUGCUCCCCGAGCAGGAGCAGCUGUGGGCGGCCUGUGCGGGGCGCAGCGAGGUUUACGUCUGUAGCCUGGAGGACCUGACCCAGCCCCCCGAGAGGAUCCCCCUGCAGGACUGCUGUGAGGUCCGCUGCAUGAUCAGGGUGAAGCGGCAGGUCUGGGUGGGGGGCAGUGGUCUGUCGCAAGGCAAAAUCAAGGGGAAAAUCUACGUGGUCUGUGCCGAGCGGAGGGCGGUGGAGAAGGAGCUGGUGGCGCACGCCGACGCCGUGCGGACCCUGUGCUCAGCCGAGGACAGGUAUGUGCUGAGCGGCUCCGGGCCCGAGGAGGGCAAGAUCGCCAUCUGGAAGGUGGAGUAGGCGCUGGGAUGCGCAAGGAGACCAGGGCCUGAGGCCUGCCAUGUGCACCUGCCGUGGGGACCGGUGCCGUUCCCCCCGGGGCGCUUCUCGGACCAGGAGCUGCACUGCCUGUGUGACGACCUCUGUGCUGUCUAGAAGGUCCCAGAAUCAGGGAACCAGGGACCAGCGAAGGAGCCAGCGAUGUGGCCGAGACCUGGGGCCCCCGCACCUCGGAUGUUGCCACCCCUCGAAACACUCGUCCUCGUCCUGUCGGACUUGGGGGCCAGGGCCACGGUGAACCAGGGGUGCUGUGGCCUCGCACUGACUUCCUGCCCCCCAGAGGCCACUUCCUGGUCCCACAGGGCUGCCAGGGGGAGGAGGCCACACGGGGGUCGGCUUUGUGUGGCUAGGGGCGGUGCCAGGCCAGGCACCUGCUGUUUCCUUUUUAACUUUUCAACGUGCGUGCGCGGACUGCCUUGGUGUGUGACUGCCAGAGAUGCCGGCUGCAGAGGACUAAGUGAGCGGCCCCAUGUGCCUUGCUGCCGAGUGGCGACAGCUCCACGCUCCGUGUCUCGCGGGCGGGGUUUCGGGUGCCCGCGGUCGGCCUUUGCCAGCAGCCUCUGCCCAGGGACUUGGCUGUCGCCCUGCCACAGCCGGCUCCCACCAAGGGGCGCGGGGGCUGCAGGUCCCCGGCCAGGGCCAGGCGUCGGAGCACCUGUGGUGCCUCCAGGGGACACUGGGCUGGCCCCGGCCAGGUCUGCCCCCAACCAUCCCAUCAUGGACCAGAACCUUGCUCACGGGAGGAGCUGGAGACCGGGGAGGCCUGGCCCGCAGCCAAGGGCAGGAACUGUACCAUUGUGAACGCGCGGGGGCGCUCGGGGAGCGUCUUCCGGACGGGUUCCGGAGUGCGUCCGUGAUGGGCCACAGGCGAGCAGGUGCCUUCCACUGCGGGUGACGCCCUCUUCCGUGACACGCCGACACAGACUGGCAGCCCAGGGCCACGUCGCACCUGCUCCGCGGGAAUCCCGCCAAUUCAGUGCUGGCGUGGUGAUGGCUCUGAGAGGUCACUCGACAGAGACUGGGGCGGAGCCGUGGGCGGCCAAGGCAGCGCACGUGCGCCAGUCUUUCCGGGGCCCUGUCGACAGGAAAGGGGAACCCUGCACCUUUGUCUUCCCUCCGUGCUUUGGCGAGGCCGCGCUGUGAUUCGUCGUGGGAGGCGCCGGGACGAGCUGGAUUCGCUGACCAGACCCGGAUGCCUGCCCUGCUCAGCGUUACCGGAUUAAACUGGAACAGACGUGUGGAUCGGGACCCAGAAUCUGGCGCGUGCUAGUGCGGUUUCGGGUCUCCGGCUGUGCUUCAAGAAGGCGGCUUGCCUUGGGGCGGGCAGUCCAGUCGGGAGCUCCCGCAGGUGCCCCGUGUGCAGUGAGGAUCGCCUGGUGCCCUGGGUGGAGCUCGGAUGGCGGCCGUGGGGGCUCAGUGUCCGCUGCCGGGCUGCCCCUGGGAAGAUGCCGGGGCUCUGCCCCCGAGUGGCCGGGAGGGCACGGCUGGCUCUGCAGCUGCUGGCAGGCCCCGCGGCUGAGCCCCGGCGUCACCUGGCUGCUGGCGCUGCGGCACGAGCCUGGGUGUGCCUGGGACAGCAGCAGCCUUGGAGCAGGGAGGCCCCCUGGCUCCUGAGCAAGGCAGGAGAAGGACCCCAGCCCCAGGACCUGGACACCCUGUACCAGGCUGGGGUGCAGACGCCGAGGGCACCGGGACAGCACUGCUGUGCCCAAGCCCGGGCUCCCAUGGCGGUGGUGGUGCCAGCCCAUCGUGCACAGGAGGCCACGCGGUCCCUGGUCGCAGCACAGGCGGCAUGUGUCUGGCCGCCACGGCCAUCUUCCCCGGCAGGAGCUCAGGUGUGGCCGUGUCAGCGGGGCUCAGCUCUGAACUGGGGCUUGGAGAGGGAGGCCGAGGCCCGCAGUCCGAGAGGACCCGAGCUGGGGCAGGCGUGCACGCCCCGCUCACCUGCGACAGACAAGCGUGAAUCACGAGGGCUGGCCAGCCACUGCUGUGGCUCUGCGGGUUCCCCGGGUCGGCUGGGGAGAGGCUCUGGUGAGGCGGAGCUUAGCAUCACUGGCAUCCCACGUUGGUGGCUGCAAAAUGCUGAAAUCAAACCGCACCGGCAGAAGCAGGAACAAAAAGCAGGUUUUCCACUUCCCCGUGCCGUUAAUUACCAAGGGUAUAACAUGGACCUGUGAGCGUCUAUCAGUGAUGCGUGUCGUGUGUUCUGUGCCUGUGUCUACCAGUAAUAUGUUAAUGUGUCAUGUUAUGUACAUGUGAGCAUCCGUAACAUGUGUGUCCUGUAUUCUGUACGUGUGUCUACUAGUGAUACGUUAGUGUGCUGUGUUAUGUACUUGUGAGCGUCCGUCAGUAAUGUUAGUGUACCGUAUAUUCUGUACGUGUGCCUAUUAGUGAUACGUUAGUGUGCUGUGUUAUGUACUUGUGAGCGUCCGUCAGUAAUGUUAGUGUACCGUAUAUUCUGUACGUGUGCCUAUUAGUGAUACGUUAGUGUGCUGUGUUAUGUACUUGUGAGCGUCCGUCAGUAAUGUUAGUGUACCGUAUAUUCUGUACGUGUGCCUAUUAGUGAUACGUUAGUGUGCUGUGUUAUGUACUUGUGAGCGUCCGUCAGUAAUGUUAGUGUACCGUAUAUUCUGUACGUGUGCCUAUUAGUGAUACGUUAGUGUAUCAUAUUCUGUCCCUGUGAGCGUCUCAGUAAUGAGUUAGGUGUGUAAAAUUCCUUCACUGUGAAGUGAACAUCACAUGUACAUGGCCCCCACGUCAGCGGAAAGGUACCGUCACACGGGCCUGCAGAACUUGUGGGAAAAUGUACUCCAAGAACCUAUUCAUGGAUUUCACAUGUUUUUGCACCAAAAUAAACAGCUUUUAAUCCCACUU